CAUUAGCUCUCAUGUGAUAGCUCUCGCGCAUGACGUGCCAACCAUAUGGCACUGGCAGCAGAGCUGGUACCCCCUUUGCUGGGUAGAGAUGCCACUCUCGCCUCCUUUUGGAUAGAGGACUGCAGGAGGCUGGAGCACCUCAAGGAACCACGUCCCGGUCCCAGAAGAUGCUGGGAACAAUGAAAUAAGAAUUCCUCCGGUCCGCCCGAAGCCACCAUGUUGACGCGACUUUUCAGCGAGCCCAGCCUGGUCCCCGAAGUACCGAAAUUCGCCGGUUGGGCCGAGGAGUGCGAGGAGGAUGCCCGCAGCGAGAAGGAGGAGCGGGCGGGGAAGGGCUGCUCCCUCCCCGAGGAGCCGCCCGAGGGUUCGCUGGGGGAGAGCAAGGAGGAAGGGGAGCUAGGAGGGGACGAGGAGGAGGAGGAGGAGGAGGAGGAAGGCUUGGAGGAGGCGGAGGGCGAGCGGCCCAAGAAGCGCGGCCCCAAGAAGCGCAAGAUGACCAAGGCGCGGCUGGAGCGCUCCAAGCUGCGGCGGCAGAAAGCGAACGCCCGGGAGCGCAACCGCAUGCACGACCUGAACGCGGCCCUGGACAACCUGCGGAAGGUGGUUCCCUGCUACUCCAAAACCCAAAAGCUCUCCAAAAUCGAGACCCUUCGUUUGGCCAAGAACUACAUCUGGGCUCUCUCCGAGAUCCUGCGCUCGGGCAAACGGCCCGACCUGGUUUCCUACGUGCAGACUCUGUGCAAGGGGCUGUCGCAACCCACCACCAACCUGGUGGCCGGCUGCCUGCAGCUCAACUCCCGCAAUUUCCUAACGGAGCAGGGUCAGGAGGGUGGCCGUUUCCACGGCCCCAACGCCUCCUUCGCCGUGCACCCCUACCCCUACCCCUGCUCGCGGCUGGCCGCGGCGCAGUGCCCGCCCGCCGCCGGUCCCGGUUCCCACGGGCUGAGGACACACAGCUACUGCGCCUCCGCCUACGAGAGCCUCUACGGCAACGCGUCCCCCGACUACAACAGCUCGGAAUACGACGGUGGGCUCAGCCCCCCGCUCUGCAUCAACGGCAACUUCUCCCUCAAGCAGGACUCUUCUUCUCCCGAUCACGAGAAAAGCUACCACUACUCUAUGCACUACUCGGCGCUGCCCGGCUCCCGGCCCGCCGGCCACAACCUGGUCUUCGGUUCGGCGGGGAUGCGCGGGGGGGUCCACUCCGAGAACAUCUUCCCCUACGACAUGCACCUCCCGCACGAGCGGGGCCCCAUGUACGAGGAGCUCAACGCCUUCUUCCACAACUGACACCCCCCC
This is a messenger RNA of Grus americana (Whooping crane), 1299 nucleotides long. RefSeq names its product neuronal differentiation 2 (gene NEUROD2). NCBI's taxonomy places the organism in Eukaryota, Metazoa, Chordata, Aves, Gruiformes, Gruidae. Gene Ontology annotation, molecular function: protein dimerization activity. The transcript is spliced from 2 exons. Gene Ontology annotation, biological process: regulation of DNA-templated transcription; nervous system development. Bases 217 to 1290 code for a protein of 357 amino acids. The record is from RefSeq and is a predicted model, not a curated record.